This is a messenger RNA of Aphidius gifuensis, 3723 nucleotides long. RefSeq names its product DNA-binding protein RFX2 (gene Rfx). Gene Ontology annotation, biological process: regulation of transcription by RNA polymerase II. Lineage: Eukaryota; Metazoa; Arthropoda; Insecta; Hymenoptera; Braconidae. Gene Ontology annotation, molecular function: DNA-binding transcription factor activity, RNA polymerase II-specific; RNA polymerase II cis-regulatory region sequence-specific DNA binding. The transcript has 16 exons. The record is from RefSeq and is a predicted model, not a curated record. The coding region runs from base 752 to 3151 and encodes 799 amino acids.
GGGCGUAGUAACACAAAAUGGCGAUUGAAAAAACAAGUAGUUCCACGAUAAUAAAUAAUUUGCAUUAAAAAAAUUAUAUAACAUUUAAAUAAACAUUUAAUAAUAAAUAUUAAAUUUAUACAUUAAUAGUAUACAUAUAUUUAUAAAUAAAUUGUAUAGUUGAAUAAUUAUUAAAGUGUAUUAAUUGUUGUUUAAAAAUUAAUGAAAAAAAUGAAAUAUUGUAGUGCGGUCAGUGAUGCCGUAGCCAAGGAGACCAUGGAUAUCAGACAACUGACAUUCUGACCGGUCCUUGUCGUCAACGACAUUAUAAAUAAAUAAAUUAUAUAUAUAAAAAUGUUGUUGUUGAUCAACAACAUAUUAAUUUAAUAUUAUAAAUUUUUAUUAUAUUUAAAUAACAAUAAUUAAACUGUGAACCGUUUUUUCUAUGAAAUUUUUUCUUUCUUUUUGAGUAAACACAAUCUUUAAACCGGUGCUCAUUUUUUUUUUUUACUCAUUUAAUGAGAAACGUCAUCCACGAGGAGUUUAUAUUGUGUGUUAACUGUCAAAAAUGUCAAUAAUAUUUAUUGACAAUUAUUUGAUGAUUUUAUAAUUAAAUUAAUUUAAAAAAAAAUAAAAAAUAAUUGAGUUUCGUGAAACAGGAACAUUGUCGUCAUCAUCAUCAUCAUCAUCAUCUACACCAUCACCGUCAUUCAUAAAUAUAGAAAAAUUUAAAAACGAUUGUGAUAGAGAUAUUAGUGAGGGUGUUAUUGCCAUGACUACAACUGGAGCCCAGUAUGCUCUUGCAGCAUCAACUGGAACUGGUCAUGGCGGGGGUAAUUCAAAUGUUGUAGAGGUGGAUGAUAAACCUAAUAUUGUCGUUGUCACAACAUCAAGUACCAGUGCCGUUGGUAGUGUUGCACAAUCACAGACAAGAGGUCAACAACUUAUUACUGUUGUUACAAGUACUGAUCCAUCAAAUAAUAAUAAUCUUCAACCAAUACAGCUUGUUGUACAGGAUUCAUUGGAAAACGCUGCUGAUUCAUCAAAUGGUUCAUCUGGCACACAGUCACAUGUAGUUGUUAAUACAUCACAUUCUGGUCAUACAAUUAUUGAUUCAGACGCAGCAUCAUCAUCAACUGGUACAAUUGUCAGUGAAUCACCACACUACAUUACUGUUACUGUGGCUGGUGAAUCAGAGAACGUGGGUUCUGAGUCUGUUUCUCAUCCUACUUAUGUCCAGUAUGUCGAGGGGGAUGGAUCAACUUAUAAUCUUACAAAUGGACAAAUGACAUAUCCAGUGUAUACUGUCGGAGAGACAGGAGCAAUGUACACUCCUGCCUCGAGUCAGUAUUACACAUCAACAAACACACCAGUAACAUAUGCUCAGGUAUCGGGACAAGCAACAAACACAACUGGUCAACUUUUAUCACAAGGAAAUGGAACAUAUUUAAUACAACAAAGUGUUGUUGAUAAUGAUCCAACAACUCAUACUCUCAUAACAGCAGCAGCACGAGCAAGUCCACAAACUGAUUCAGCUGAGGCUGUGGUUAGCGGGGGUGGCGGGGCAUACUUGAUCAGUGGUAAUGCUGGAGGUGCAACUAUCAGCGUUGAAGAGGCUGCCACAGCAGCAGCAAACAUGACGCAUGCCACUAGGGUCUCACAGGCCACCGUAAGCCAUAUCGACUCCCCAUUUGUUCAAUGGCUUUUGGAAAAUUAUGAAACAGCAGAUGGUGUAUCAUUGCCACGUUCAACACUUUACAAUCAUUAUUUACGUCAUUGUAUUGAUAAUAAAUUAGAUCCAGUUAAUGCUGCUAGUUUUGGUAAAUUAAUAAGAUCAGUAUUUCUUGGUUUACGAACACGUCGUCUAGGCACAAGAGGUAAUUCAAAAUAUCAUUAUUAUGGAAUUCGUGUAAAGCCAAAUUCUUCAUUAAAUAUGCUUGAUGAAGACGGACGUAGAAAUAUAUCAAAUUCAACAAAUCAAACAAAACGAUCAAAAUUUAUAAAUCCAAAACAAGAACAAGCCUACGAUAAUAAUUCACAUAAUAAUACAAAUGUAACGUCAAACACAACAAUACCACAGUAUCAUCAAUUUCUUGGUGAGGCUAGUAUUGCUAUACCAGAAUUUCCAGAAAUAAUUGUUGGUCAUGGAUCAUCACUUCCUGAAGAUUGUACACUUGAAGAUAUUGAUACAUUUAGAAGUAUUUAUCGUGAACAUUGUGAGGCAUUUUUAGAUGCUGUAUUAAAUUUUGAAUUUGCAACUGUUGAAAGUUUGUGGAGAGAAUUUUGGCGUAGUCAAGAUAAUAAUAAUGGUGAUGAAUGUGAAGAAGAAAAAUAUUUAUCAAAAACAAAAUUGUAUCAAAUGUGUAAGUGUUGUGAAGUACAGGAAUUUAUAAAAACAGUUGAUUACACAUUUUAUCAAAAUUUAGUAGAAGUUUUAAUGCCAGAUGUUCUUCGACCAAUACCAAGUACAUUGACCCAGUCAAUUAGAAAUUUUGCAAAAGGUCUUGAAUCAUGGCUGACUGCUGCAAUGAAUGACUGUCCUGAAGAAAUGAUGCAAAUAAAAUUGACAGCUGUAUCAGCAUUUGCUCAAACUCUCAGACGAUAUACUUCCUUGAAUCAUCUUGCUCAGGCUGCACGUGCUGUAUUACAAAAUUCUAGUCAAAUAAAUCAAAUGUUAGCUGAUUUAAAUCGUGUUGAUUUUCACAAUGUACAAGAACAGGCCUCCUGGGUAUGCCAAUGUGAUUAUACAGUUGUACAACGUUUAGAAGCUGAUUUUAAAGUAACAUUACAACAACAAAAUUCACUUGAACAAUGGGCAAUUUGGUUGAAGAGUGUUGUAACACAAGUUUUAAAACCUUACGAGGGUAAACCAACAUUUGCCAAAGCUGCUCGUCAAUUUUUACUUAAAUGGUCUUUCUACAGUUCAAUGGUUAUUCGUGAUCUUACAUUGAGAAGUGCUGCAAGUUUUGGAUCAUUUCAUCUUAUACGAUUACUUUAUGAUGAGUACAUGUUUUAUUUAAUUGAACAUCAAGUUGCACUUGCUACUGGAACAACUCCAAUUGCUGUUAUGGGAGAUAAAAAUCAGGGUUGUCAAAUAAUCAGUAGCUUUGGAAAUACAUCAAAUGGAGAUACAUCGAAUACAAAUCAAUCAAAACGCAUGAAAAUGAGCUAACUGAGUGAUAGCAUUUUUUAGUUAUAAAAUAGCCAUGUCAGUACACAAAUAUUUUACCAAUAAUGACAAAAAAAGUAAAAAAGAAAAAAAAAAUGUCAAAUAAGGCCUAUCAAAUUAAGUAGAUCUAAUAGACUAAUAGAUAAAUUUUAAUUAUCUAAUAUCAAAGAAAGAAAUAAAAAUAAAAAAGACAAAUUCCCUUAGGACGUACCAAGUUUAAUAAUAAAAAAAUAUAUAGAUAAAAAAAUAUUAUCGUGAUAACUUGGUAAAUAAUGUAAAUGAAAAAUAAAAAAUUAAUGAUUAUUUAUUUAUCGAUAAUAUUAAAAACAAGGUCUAGUCGAAAUAUCAACGAUUUGAUAAAAGGGACCAUGAUUAUUUCAUGUCCUAAAAUUAAAACGAUAUAUAUUAUUAUUUUUUUUUGAAUAAAAUUCAAUCGAAAAAUUGACAAAGAGUAUUUAAAAUUUAGCUAAGGCUGGAUAUAAAAUUAAACUGAAAAAAUGAUCCUUAAUCGCCCGUCCUUUGCACAAACGCGCGGUUCAAUGUGUAAUAAUAAUUCCGCCCUAUUGAUUAUUAUU